Molecule: messenger RNA, 415 nt
Organism: Drosophila subobscura
Lineage: Eukaryota; Metazoa; Arthropoda; Insecta; Diptera; Drosophilidae
Exons: 2
Source: RefSeq, a predicted model, not a curated record
ACCUGCGGUAUAUUGUCGUGGCAGUUGUGCUCAUUGUCAGCCCUUUGGUUGUCCUCGGUGACAGCGUGGUCUUUGGCCGUCAAAUACCGGGUGCACACCUACUUUUUUGCCACCCAUGUGACAGAGCCGGCCAAGUUAUUGCGCGUUGUCGAAAGAAAAGUUACAUUCACACAGGAGGAUAACAUCAGAGCAAUUGGCGCCAUUGUGAUUGAAGACAUCAACCACACGAUUGGUGGCGAGGCCUCAAUCUUGGACGGUGGCCCGACCUCCACCUAUGUGACCCUCAAGUUCAAAUCGAAGCGUGGCCAGGGCCUUGACUUUAACGUAUAUAUUUACGAUUCUCCGUAGAGUCAAUUGAUCAAUUAGCAGUGCCUAAUAAAAUGCACAUCAAAGUGUAAUAGCAAAAUUAGCUCAA